This is a messenger RNA of Drosophila subobscura, 1096 nucleotides long. It is a transcript of the gene AANATL7, whose product is annotated as dopamine N-acetyltransferase. Bases 129 to 824 code for a protein of 231 amino acids. The record is from RefSeq and is a predicted model, not a curated record. Lineage: Eukaryota; Metazoa; Arthropoda; Insecta; Diptera; Drosophilidae. The transcript has 2 exons. Gene Ontology annotation, molecular function: N-acetyltransferase activity.
CCAGUCGUCGCAGUUCUCAUUUGACAGCGCCCGCAAGUAGGUUACACAUUUUUUUUUCCCCCAGCUCGAAAGCAAGUGAAAGUAACUGAAAGCACCCAUACCAACCAACUUGCAAUAGCUGUGCCAUUAUGGAGUACAAACUGAUUGGGCCAGAGCAUUAUGAGGAGGUGAUCGACCAUCUGCGGAGGAACUUCUUUGCGGACGAACCAUUGAACAAAGCUGCUGGGCUGUGUCAGAAGGGAUUCGGUAACAGCGAGCUGGAGCACCACAGCCUGGAGACGCUGCAAGAUCAGCUCAGCCUGAUGGCAGUGGCUCGCAGCGAAGGGGCAGGACAGGCGGGCUGCAAGAUUGCUGGAGUGAUACUGAACGGCAUCCUGCGGCCGGGCGACACAGUGCUGGCCCUGCAGAAGCUUCAGGCGAGCAGCGACAUCAACUUCAAGAAGAUCUUCGAGCUACUAUACAAUCACAACCUGAAGGUAGAUCUGUUCGGGCGCUUCAAAGUGGACCGCAUCUUUGAUGUUCGCAUCCUUUCGGUGGACGCCAGCUACCGCGGCCAGGGCAUUGCCAAGGAGCUGGUUAAGCACGCCGAGUCGCUGGCCCGCAAGCGCGGCUUCCGUCUGCUCAAGGCCGAUGCCACGGGCAUCUUCUCGCAGAAGAUCCUCCGCUCCCACGGAUUCGAGCUCUUCGCCGAACAGCUGUACGCCAAGUACACGGACGCAGGCGGUCAGGUGGUCCUGCCCGUAGAAGCGCCACACAUUAAGCUCCAGCUGCUGACCAAAAAAGUCGGCCACGACGAGGCAGACGUUGACGUAGAGCCGCAGUAAGGCGGACGCUCGCAUUCAACAAUAAUCUUUUGUAUUUUCUACAGAGACACUCAACAUAGUAUUUAUACGUACACACAGAUAUUGAUAAUCAUAUUGGAAUGUGGACAGGACAGCAGCCUGUCCGGCUGGUCCUGUUUGCGUAAUUGCGUUUGUAAUAAUUGUUGUUGUUAUUUGUAUUUUUUUGUUUUUUGUAUGGGGACCAACUGCGUCAGAAGCCGCGCGCGUAUCAAUGAUAUAAACUAAACUCAAAUAAAGUCUAAUGUUGUGCCAAA